Molecule: messenger RNA, 1593 nt
Organism: Fusarium coffeatum
Lineage: Eukaryota; Fungi; Ascomycota; Sordariomycetes; Hypocreales; Nectriaceae
Exons: 6
Coding region: 1-1593 (530 amino acids)
Biological process (GO): iron ion transmembrane transport
Cellular component (GO): membrane
Molecular function (GO): iron ion transmembrane transporter activity
Source: RefSeq, a predicted model, not a curated record
AUGCCUGCCGGUGUCGGAGACGAAGAAACAGCACCUUUCCUCACCGAAUCACCGCCGUCAUCACCGACGAGUGUUAUAACAAUACCAUAUCAACCCUUAGACCUAGAUGACAGUAUCAAUGGAGAUGACAGCGGUAGCUCAAGGUCUCAUGGCUCCGAAUGGACCAUCAGCCAAAGCGCCCGCAGACUCUAUAUAUCUCAUACGCUCUCAACAUGGAAUUCACGAGUCUUCGAAUUCGGAAGCGUUUUAUAUAUUGCCUCCAUCUUUCCAGGAACAUUGAUGCCUCUAGCAAUUUAUUCUAUGGUUCGAGCCGCUGCUGCUAUUACGCUAUCAUCUUGGGUUGGAAAUUAUAUUGACUGUAACGAUCGUCUGAAGACGGUGAGAUUUUCGAUCGUAUCACAACGAUUGGUUGUUGCUGUAUCAUGCGUCAUAUUCAUCGUUCUCAUAAAAGUUCAAGAUUUGUCUCAUGAAUUGAGAAUUGGUUUGCUGGCGGCUUCGAUACUCAUGGCUUGCGUUGAGAAACUGGCAGCUAUCAUGAAUCUCGUCUCGGUGGAAAGAGACUGGGUCAUCGUUGUAGCUCGUUCUGACACUACUGCACUUCGAACAAUGAACUCGCAGAUGAGACGUAUCGAUCUCGUCUGUAAGCUCCUUGGGCCCUUCUUCAUUGGAAUGGUCGACGGCGUUUCGACAGAGACAGCCAUUCUGGUGAAUCUAGCAAUGAACUGCGCAUCAGUUGUGGUCGAGUACUUCACCAUUGCCAGGGUAUAUUAUCAAGUGCCGGAGUUGCAGUACCCCAAGAGCACACCGCAUGCUACACCCCUCAGUGAUGACAAUCGUCAAAGCCUAUGGAUCAAGGUGAAGCGUGGCCUGCAGAAAACGUCUCAGGACCUUCGUCUUUACUUCACCCAUCCUGUUUUCUCUCCCUCCUUUGCAGUAGCACUACUCUACUGUACAGUGUUGUCAUUUGGCGGAGUCAUGGUUACUUAUCUGCUGUCAAGCGGAUACACCUCGUCCCAAAUUGCUGUAAUGAGAACCGUCUCGGUAGCUUUCGAAGUUUUAGCAACGUGGAUUGGACCCUGGGUAAUGAAAAAGAUUGGUCCAGUUCGCGCGGGGCUUUGGUUCCUGAGUUGGCAACUGGGGUGCUUAACAGUCGGUGUAUCAAUCUUUUGGCGGUACGCUGAUAACAUGCUCGUUUCGACGCUGGCACUUGUGGGUGGUUCAAUACUCAGUCGUAUCGGGCUCUGGGGCGUCGAUCUCUCGGCACAGGUCAUCAUCCAAGAGGAAGUCGAGGCGGAGAAUCGAGGAGCCUUUUCUGCUGUGGAAGCCAGUUGGCAAAAUGUGUUCGAGAUGUGUGCGUACACAUCGACCAUCAUAUUCUCGUCACCCAGUCAGUUCCACAACCCAACAGCGCUGAGCAUCACAGCAGUCCUGUUCGCAUGGGUUCUGUACAGCUCGUUUGUAAAGAAGCGACGAGGACAUCUCGUCCACUGGCCGAAUUGCCUAUCUGCAGAGAAGCAGCAAGCAGCAGCGAUAGAUGGAGUGAUCGAGUCGCUGCCUUCGAGAAGAAGGGAGGGGCCUGGAGGGGUUGUAUGA